Molecule: messenger RNA, 11543 nt
Organism: Podarcis lilfordi (Lilford's wall lizard)
Lineage: Eukaryota; Metazoa; Chordata; Lepidosauria; Squamata; Lacertidae
Source: the annotation of a GenBank genome assembly
CCCGUUGCCAUGGGGAUUGCCCGGAAGGAGCGUGCGCCCUCUUGAAAAAGCUCCCCCGGCUUUUUCCGGUGUUGUGAAAGCGGCGGCGAGAAGGUAAGUCAGCCCGCGUAAAGGGGGAAAAAGGCUCCUGGGUGGCUGUCUAGGAGCCAGGCCGGGUUUUUUGUGGGGGGAUAUGGGAUUUUUUUUGGAGGGCAUGCAACCCGCGAGUGGCGUGGGCAGAAACCCCCUUCCAACUACCGCUGAUUCUGUGAGCACCGCCAGCAGUCCUCCUCAAAUAUAGAAUAAAUAUUCAUAAAUGCACACAUAUCUAUAUAUAUAAACCAUGUGUCUGAAAUAGUAGGGAGAGCAAUCCUGAAGCCAUUUUGACUCUCAAUGACCUCAAAUACUCAUCUGCAGUGAGGGAGGCAAAUAGGGAAAGCCUCCCCAUUGCCUUUACGCUUGCAAAUCCUGUCUUAAGGGUGUAUUUGUGUAUGAAUAGGGUGAGCCUGUGACCUGGCUUCAAGAACUAAAGUAUUAACCAUCACGAAAGAAUGGCCAGGCUUCCCAGGUAAUGCAAUCGGCGACCAUUAUCAGGUAUCCUGGUAGGCAGGGUUUCUGCUGUAGACUGCCUCCUAUGAUAUAUGUAUGACGAUUUUGGGGUGGUCUUUGGCUAAGGGGGUUGGGCAAUGUCAAGGUUCCUGCACACUUUUGUUGAGGGUCUCUCCCUCCUUGGAAGGAGGGGAGGGGACUCUGUUGCAACAGAAAAAUAAAUAUCUGCCUUGCUUUCCACCGGAUUCUGUCUCCAUCCAUUCUUCUCUGGCCAAUCAUGGACUUAGGGGACUCAGAGUCCCAUGGGGAGUUGGGAAGCAAAAGCCAAACCCCAAUUUUUACAUCACCAUUAUCGAAAUCACACAAGUCAGUUUCCCCUAACCAGCCAGCAGUUCACAUCUCUUCCCCGCACUCCAGGUUGUCCUGGCAUUAUUCACUUGCCUUUAGGAGCCUCUGGAGAAACAAAGGAGGAGCUUUCCACAACAACUUUGUCUCCGUGCCCUUCUUUAAAAUUAAGAAGCACUUGUUUAGCAAAUGGCUGUGGGGCAAGUCUUGCCAGGCCACCAGAAAAGUGUUCGUGAUGCUAGGUAUAUUCUUAUCACCAAACUCUAAUAGAAAUGCUGGUGGUGCUUCAAAUGUGAGAGGAAAAACCGCAAGCCCCACAUCCAGGCUCCCUCCAGUUUUGGACAAACUGUGUCACCCCACCCCCACCAACAGUCUUUAAAUACAGUAGUUUCCAAUGACAAGACAGGAUCAGGCCCUGUGUAAUUUGAGCUGAGUACGUUGAGAGCGUUUCCUUCCCCUCCUAAUCAAAGCUGCAUUCUGCAUAUCAGAAGUGAAGACAGAGCCCCCACAAAUCUCUGGUAGUCUUUGUAGCUCUUUUCAGAAAUGUAACGCUGUACUGUAGAAUCCUCAGACUGAUUUUAUGAUGAUACUUUUCAAAUGUGAGAGUAUGGUAGGCCUUCAAGCUAGGAGACACCUUGAUUUUGAGGGAAAUAAAAAGACUUUGUUUUUCUGUCUUCUCCAUACUUUGUGUCCUAUUAUGUCUUCUAACAUCCCGGCAGUGACUGUGGUUUUCGAAUAGAAUUUGAUAUACUUUAAUACUUAGUAAAUGAUAAAAAAAUCAGCAAUUCUGUGGGUAAUUCCAACUGGUUAGGUUGAUACUAUUCUUUGAACCGCCCUGAAAGCCCUAGGUAUAGGAUGGUAUAUAAACUCAAUUAAUAGUAGUAGUAGUAGUAAAGGUAAAGGGACCCCUGACCAUUAGGUCCAGUCGUGACCGACUCGGGUUGCGGUGCUCAUCUCGCUUUAUUGGCUGAGGGAGCCGGCGUACAGCUUCCGGGUCAUGUGGCCAGCAUGACUAAGCCGCUUCUGGCAAACCAGAGCAGCGCAUGGAAACGCCGUUUACCUUCCCGCCGGAGCAGUACCUAUUUAUCUACUUGCACUUUGACAUGCUUUCGAACUGCUAGGUUGGCAGGAGCAGGGACCAAGCAACAGGAGCUCACCCCGUCGCGGGGAUUCGAACCGCCGACCUUCUGAUCGGCAAGCCCUAGGCUCCGUGGUUUAACCCACAGCGCCACCCACGUCCCUUAGUAGUAGUAAUACAACCAACUAAUUUCAAAGAGUUGUGAGAGAAAAAAUUGAGCUCUUCAAAGGACAGGUAGGAUAUACGGUAAAUGUAAUACAUGGAAGCAAUUAAAUAAUACCAAAAUAUCAGUGACCAACUGUGGACCUGAUUUAUGCUUUCAGGCUGCUAAGAUGUCGAGCCAAAAGAAGUGUCCAGACUGUGGCUCCUUGGAAAUUGUAGAGGACUCUCAUUAUGCUCAGAACCAGCUGGUGUGCGCAGACUGUGGCUUCAUUCUGACUGAAGGGCUUCUCACAACCACAUAUGCUGAUGAAGAACAUUUACAAGGUGAGGCUAAGAAUAGCAAAAUAGCUCAAAACUCUUUGUAUCUUACAAAGACAUAGGAUUUGAGAUACGACUUGCAAGCAGUUCUCAAAUAUAGACAGGCCCUACACCAUUCAACAGUUUAAAAAUGGGUGCAUGUUUGAGAGCUUGGACCAAAGUUUGGCUGAUAUCUGUGUUUUUAUCUCAUAGAAGUCACAUAUUCACGGAGUACUGGUCAGAAUGAGCAAACGAGCCGUUGUGUACAGCGAGGUACGUAUUCUGCAUUACUCUUUUGAUGCUUUGUGGAAAUUAAUGUGCCUGUCAUCCACAAGAGCUGCAUUGUUCCACUUUCUAAAAGCAAAGAGAAAUUUGCAUUUUUAAAACAGUCUUACCUAUUUGCUGUGGGACCAACAUCAAAACAACCUAUUUUAGAGUUUUAGAAGUGCAUAGAGUCCACAGUUCAGUUGGAUUGCCUGAUCAAAUCCCAGCUGAAUCAUUGACAGACUGGUUAACCAUGGACCAGUCUGUUUCCGUUACCAUUAAAUGGUUAUUAUAAUUGUGUGUGCAGCUGCAAAAAAUAAAAAUCAAUACAUAACUAAAAGCCAAAUUAAAAUCAAAUAUGAAGUUGAAACAGCAAUACUAACAGCCAUUCUCAAUUAGAGCCCCCAAAGACUUUCAUUUUUAAAAGUUCUCCAUAAUAUAUAUUAAAAAAAAAGCCAAAGUAGGCUUGGUUUGGCCACUCCAGUUACACUACCACAAUUGAAAAUAUGUUAUCCAUGAUUGCCACCCAUCUAACCUCUGAAAGUUGGAGCACGUGAAACAGAGCCUCCACAGAUUAUCUUAGUAUAUGGGCAACUUCAUACAGGCAGAGACCUACCCUGUGGUUAGAUUUGUCACUGAUAAAUGUGUAUGUGGAAACAUUUCUUAAGUACUGCUGUGGUAUUUUCCCCCACAGGAGUCAAACGUGUUCGGGAUCUCUGCAAAGUUCUGCGGCUUCCUUCUCUGUUUGAAGAUACAGCCGUGUCCUAUUACCAGCAGGCAAUCAAACGUCCCUGCUUCAGUUUAGUCAGCUUGGAGAAGAAGGAGAUGCUUGUGGGCUGUUGCGUCUUUGUGACCUGCCGCCAGCACAACUGGCCCCUGACCAUGGGCACAGUCUGCCUGCUACUCUAUGGAGACAAGGAGUUGUUUGCAAAGACCUAUCUACGCUUCCUGAAGGAACUGGCACUGGAUGUGCCUACUCUCAGCUUGAUGGAUAUGGUGAAAACCCACCUCAACAGGUAUGUUGCAGUUCUUGUGCCCUUUCCUUGACAAUACUUCUCAAAGUUGGUGUGCAGUUUCCAUCAUUCAGAGACAGAAUUUACAAGUAUCAUACGGACUGUGUGGUAUAUUGACUGGAAGGCUGAUGAAACAGCAAGCUUCUUAAAUGUUCAGCAGGGAUGGGUGUGGUCAGUGCUUGGAUGUCAGACUUCCUAGGAACCCUGUGUGUGCUGUGUGCUUCCAUCAUGGAAGAAAUGGGUAUUUUCAUAUGUGCAUGUAUACUCCAACUCCCUGAUUUCUGAGAUUUCAUCUGAGGCACUUCAGGCAGUUCCAGGCUUUUCUCUUUAGCCACAGGGGCAGCAAACUUCCUUUUCUUAACAAAUAAUUCUCAGAAUUGUGAAUUCUGCUCCUGCUACCAAUCCUGUAAUUGCUUGGAAAUCCUUCCUAUUAUUAUUAAGGGCAAGACGCCAACAAACAGAAUUUUGUUGAGCACAAGUUGGAAUAGUGUAAAUUCAGCCCUGUCCAUAUAGUGCUGGUUAAUGGAAGAUGCUUGCCUUUUUGAUUCAAGCUGCUCAGCUUGCCUUUUUGGUGUCCUUGGAAAAUGCAAGGCCUUCUGCCCUUUGCCCUUUCACAGAAUGCUUUAUUUUGUUCAUGUGCCUCUUUUCACCUACUGUAUUUGUCUUCUCCAUCCUGCCACAUCUCCCAACCCAAGGCAGUCUAUCUAAAUAGGCUCUUUGAUUUUCAUCUUUCCAGCUUCAAGAUUUUCCAGAAUUCACCCAGCGUCCCGACUAAGUUUGUGGAAGAAAAGGAGCAGCUGGUGGCAAGGACUAUCCAGAUGGUGGAACUUGCCAGCGACACGUGGCUGGUGACCGGCCGGCACCCCAUCCCCAUAGUGACAGCAGCAGCCUUCCUGGCUUGGCAGUCUUUCCGGCCUGUCGAUCGCCUCACUUGCACCCUUUCUCAGUUCUGUAAGCUUGCUGGUAUGGAUGCUCCCCGGCCAGCCCACCAGAGACUGAAGGAGCUGCAUAACAUCCUCCUGCAAAUGGCUUCUCAGCUGGGCUGGUUGCGAGUGCUGAAAGUGGACCGUCGGAGCGUGGCAAAGUACAUCGGUGACCUUCUGCGGCACCGCCGUGUGCUUCUACAGGCUGCCUUCCGCAUCGUGGAUACUACGGAAGACCGUGACCUAGAAAACUCAGCAGCUGCGCCACUGCAGCUAAUCGAUGAGAGCGCUGCAACAGUAGAAGAGGCCUCCCUUUCAGGAGAGAAGCAGAAGUUCAGCAAGCGGAAACCUUUGCUCCCACCCUGCGUCUUGAACCCCGCAAAGAGGCUACGAACUCCUGAGCUAAGCCUUGAAGAUUCUGCUAUCACUGGGGAUGAGCCCAUUUUAGACAGUGAGAUAGAGCAGUACAUCCGGACUCCAGAAGAAAAGGAGAUGUUUAGCAAGGCUCAAGCGUGCCUGUGAUCUCAAAGCUGCAAGUGAUUCAGACAGGCUUGCAAGCAAUAGCCUUCUGAUACAUAUUUUGCUCUAGGAGGCUUAGUUUGGUAAGAAUAGAGUAUACACUUCCAGAGUUAAUGCUAAAUACAUUACUUCUGGUAAAUGAGCCAUCAUAACCACUAGAGGAUUGCGAAAAUUUGUGUCCUGGGCUUUUUAGACUUGUCUACUGUCUGAAGCAAAGGGAUUCAUUGGUUGCCAGAUGUGAUUUCCCCUCCCCCCAGCUCUCCUGUCCCACUAAAAAUCUCCCGCAUCCUUCAGGCAUGGCUCCUUCCACCCUACUGUGGUAAUAAUUAAAGACAGGUUUGGGUGGCCUGGAUAACUUUGGUUACAGGUAGGGACUACUAGUAACCAGUUGGCAAGGUUGUGUGAUUAUUUUCCUUCAACUCUGACAAGAGGUAUAGGAAGUGGCCACAUUGCAGUGGUUUGCAUGCUGUUUAGGACAACUUUUGGUGUAAAGAUUGGCAGGCUUCCUGCGUAUCUCUGGGUGAGAAGUAGUAUCCACUCUUGAAGGUUUGGGUGGAGGCAGUCAGCCAGCUAGAGCAACAAAUACCUCUUUGAGUUGGCGUUUGACUUGAAUGAGUGUUUGUCUGGUCUUCUUAUGGUCCUCAUAGUUAGGCAUGGGAGAGUGGAAGAGUAAAAAUCUAAUUGCAAGUUGUUUCAGACAUGCAUGCUUUAAACCUAGAUCCAGAAGAAAAAGUUGUGGCUUUGCAAGCAUCUCUUUAUAGAACAUGGUAUGGUGGUUCCUGAACAUCAUACCCGAGUCACAAGAGAGGUGGUGAGUCAGUCGCUCUUAUUAAUGGAGCUGCUUAAUUAAUUUUUGUCCUUACAUGCAUGUUGAGAGACAAGCUUGUAUGUCACAUUAAUGACAUAUGUGAUUUGUUCAGUUGCUCAAAUUGUUGCCACACAAUUCUGUUUAUUGCUCUGUAACUGUGGCCAAACUCUUGUUACUGCCAGAUUUGAUUUUUAAAAAAUGACUUUAUGACCAACCAGAUACUGAACUGUGUGAGGUAUCAAGAGAGCCAGAGGAGUAAGAAAGCAAUAGAUAACUUUUUGGAUGUUGCAAUUCUUUAAUAUAUUAAACAAGAAACAUCUGCUAGAAACACUUCAUUUUUAUAAAAUGCAAAAGCCCUAUUAAAUGCUUUCUUUGGCACAGUUGUCUCUCAAAAAAGCUCUCUGUUCUUUGGCACAGUUGUCACUCAAAAAGCUUUCUUUUGUGAUAUGUCAUUUGCUCAUAAUGUAAACAGACAAAAUAAGGUAAUAAUACAAAGCUUUUCUGAUAAUACUGUUUUCAGUGUAGCAAGCAUAUAUAACAAGUUCAGCAUCGGCAAUAUCAUGUGGGUUGUAGUACUGACAUAUAAAUGAUUUAGGCCUUUAUUUAAAUAUAAAAAAUAUAAAACCAAGAAGGAAUUUUCAGAGGUAAGGGAAAGGAGAAUAGAUCUGCUCUCAAGCUAAAUAGGAGGAAGCAAUUGUGAAACCACUGUAGUUGCUAAAGAGGUGAUGGAGAAGGAGGAGGAGGAGGAGGAACAGUUCUUGGAAGAUUCAGGGAUUGGGAGGUAAUAAGUGCUUCAUGGCCCUUUAAGGGCUCCAACUUUCCAUGCCAGCUCUUAGAGCCACUGUGGAUCCUACUGAUUGCCUAUGGCUCUGCCUGUUUGACUGGUGGAACCAAUAGCAUGAGGACCAAAACAAUCCUUGCAGCUCCUUUCGAGGUAGGUGAUGUUUUACUGACAAGGAGACUGCGUAUGCCUGCCUGUCUAUAGGAGUACAUUGAUCUUCUGCCAUGUUCAGAAUAAAGACUUUAUUUUUAGUAAGCACUGCACAGUUGAUUUCAAAGGAGCAGUAAGAAUUUUCAACACGUGUGCGUAAAAAUUAUACAUUUAUUUAUAGUACCCAGUUUGUGUCUUCCCUCAAGGCUAUGGUUCUGUUGUGGAGAUAUCUCCUGGCAUCCACCCCCUGCUUGCAUUCAUUGCUGUUACUUACUGUAGUGAAUGUGCUUCCUCUUCUAGCAGCUGUUUGUUAUUGCCUGUGAUAUAAAUUGCAAAAAGUGAGAAGAGGGGCCUGUGCAGGGAGCCUGGCCUGUUCAGAUUUCUUGCACCCCCCCCACCCUUGAAAAUGGACGAUUAUAUUCUUCAGCUGCUUCUGACACAGGUGCCCUUUGUGGGAAGUGCUUUUCUAUGCAUUUACCCCACAGAUGUUUCAGUGCAGUGUUUCUAGAAAAAGAGGUGCCGGAACUCACAAUGAACGCCUCCCUUGUUCUCUUAGAAUGGCAAUGGAGCCCACCAGAGAGGUGCCGCAACUGAGUUCCAGCUGAAAAAAAAGCCCCAGAUGUUAAGCUGGCCUCGUGAGACACACCCACAUGGGUAGGGCUGCUUGCAUGAGAAAGGCCUUUAAAGGUUAUGCUAGAAUCGUGGGGUGAGCUCACUGUAAAAUCCCUCCCACCGUGUUCCUGUAAAUUCUUAAGGAUACUUAACUGUGGCUCUCGGCUGACUUCCCUCCUUGCAGGAUGCCUACGUCUUUAGGAGCUGGAUGCUCCUCCCCUUUCCCAAAUAUGGAAAACCCAUCUAACGAACUCAACGGAAGGAAAAACAACAUGUUUAGUCCUCCUACAUCUGUGGCUCUCAUAAGAUCUCACUGUUCUUGCUCAUGAGUCAAUGUUUGUUAGUAUUGCAUAAAUGAUGCAGAAGGUGGUGGGAGCAUGUCCUCGGAGGUCAAUGGGGCCAGAGUGUGAGGAGACAGCAUUUCUAAGCGCCUGUCUGGAUUUUUCACACAGUCAUCUAUACUACAAAUUCCUCUGUCAUCUUUUUAGCUUCCCAUAUGUUUGCCCCUCUCACUCUGCUGCUUUAAGCAACUUCUACACCCCCACCAGCGUUACUGACAGCACUCAUCUGGGUAUAAUAAUGGUUUAUGGGUGUGAACAGAAAACCCUCACAAGUCUUCUCUCUCUAAACAAUGCACAACAAUGAUCCUAAAUAAUAAAAUAAUCUCUCUGCCUGGUCGGAAUUUAUAGCGGGUUGGCUUGUUUUAAUUCUGCAAAAACGUGGGUGUGAUUUAUAUGAUCCAAGGGCUUUGCCAAUAGCUUUUGAUCGCCCGCUGAAAUGUUCCUGUCUCUGUUCUGUUGGCCAGUCUGUGAGCCAAUUGCACAAUGCGUUCCACAUUGAUUUAAAUUAAUAACACACCUUCCCACACCCUGAAACACGCACUUUUCUCCAAAAAACUUGGAAAUCCAGAUGUUUAUCAGUGAGUAGAAAGGAGAGAAACAGGAAAGAAGAGAACUUGCUUCCCCCCAAAAAGCAAGCUGUAGUCUUUGCAGACUUGAGUAGAUUAAGGACAUGUGUCCUGUCUCUGUGAACACUUGGGUUCCUUGUGCAAGAGCAGUUAAAAUGAUUGGGUGGUGUUGGCCCUCUAACAUGGAUAGAAAAACUGCCAUACAGUGUGUCAUAAAAACAAAGAAGCUAUGCUCCCUUUUUUCUUUUUUUUUGCAAGGCCAAGUACAUGCCAUGAAAGUGAGGUAAGCCCACUUCACUUGUAGCUGAUAUUUUGCUUGAUUGCGUUUUGACUAUGGCUUUUAAAAUAAACACUUACAUUAGCUCUGUAAUUCGGUGGGCUAAACAUGGUCACUAAAAAGCUACAUUUGCUCCCUCUUAGAGUGGGGGGAAAUGGCUUAUUGCACUGCGUCAUGCUGAGGACCUUUCUCACUUUGCAUCUCAGUGUGACCUUCAGAGGUCAUGCGCCUUGCACCAGGUUUUGUAAGGCUAUGGAUAGGGAGGAGAAGAAUGGAGCAAAAGGCUCAGGCCGCUGCCUCCUAAAGAACUACAUGUUUGACACGAAGUGGCUUAGACCAGGUGUGAACAGGCAUCUGCCUUGCAGAAUCUAUCCUGACCCCUACUGGAUUUUUUCUUGGUCUACCAACUGGAACCAGUCUAGAGUCAAAUGAUGGCACCAACUGCCUGUUGGUACCCUACAAGCAUAAAUCUACUUGCAAUAUAUCAGGAACUUCAGCAGCCUAAUUCAGAGGCAGGAGGAGUGGUGGUCUUUUUGCUGCUGCUAUUAUUAAACAAUUCUAAGACAAAGCUCAUGCCGGGGUAUUGCACAUCAUCUUCUUUCCCUGACCCUAGUCUUCAGUUAUUUCAGACCCCAAGACUCACCUUUAACUACAGAUCCACUUUGAUUUGACCCUCUAUGUGCCCUUUUAUCUUUAGCGAAUCUGCAGUUGACCCAAUUCCUCCUCUAAACAUUUAAUGCAUUUGCCCCAACCCCGUUCUUUUUAACAGGAAAAAAAACUUUUUAAAAGGUUGAUGUCAUUGGUGCAACCCACCUUGGCCAAUCACACCUUGACCUCAGUCAAGACUGACAAUCUUUCCUCUUCUUCUGAACCUCUCUCAUCUUUCCUUGCCUUCUGAAAGCCUAGCUACAGCUUUACAAGCUUGGAAGGGGGGUGUCUGAGGUCAGCCAGACUAGAAAACACAUUCUCACGGCCACUUUUUUCCAUGUCUAACAAGUGCAAUUAUCUGUGGGACUGCAAAAUACAAUGCAAGAAGUCCUCUGCCGGGAGUGGGCAAGGAGUGAUCAGCCUGCUGGCAGGGAUUGCUGCUUUUGAGAAAGAGCCCAAGGACUUAGUUGGCUACAUGGAGCUCAUUUUUGACAUAGCAGAUUCAAUAGGAGUUUGGUCAUGUGAUUGCUCAUUAACUUGAUAAAACACCCAUAAACAGUGGACUGUCCCCGCCCCCCUUGGAACUAAGCAGAUGGGAAUGUCUCAAAGGUGUUUAAAAGUGCUCCCCCCAAAAAAAAAAUUACUUAAAAGGACCAACAUGGUUUGAGCCACCUCCUUGGUCAGCCUUGGUCAGCCCCAUGAGCACAGUGAUGCCUCUGCCUUACUACCAUCAAUUCUGUUAAAAAUGACCACCUGUCUCCAGCUUUGGAGCUGUGUCAAAAAUAAUCAAUUUGGUUUGUUGGCUGCAUCAACGAUGAGCCACAGCGUAGCCACGAGAACUGGCCCUGAGGUAUGUUGGAGGAGGGGGGCGUGGAGAAGGCGAGAGCUCUUUGACACAACACUGAUGGCUUUAACAUAAAGUGUGUAGGCACUUCAAUUGGAUAGCAAUUUUGCCUAUACAUAUGUACAUACAAUGCUAGAGAUUUCAGCUUAUAAACACUGCUUUCCUUGGUAUGCCAUACCAAAAAAUAAAAUAAAAAAGCACCUAGGAUCUAAGUGACAUGCAGAAGGGAUAUAAUAUAGAUUGCAAUGCUCCAGAACAAAUGAUUGUCUUUCACCGUACGAAUUAGGCCACCGCUGCUCCUUCGGUGGGGACAGGAAAAGAUCCCCAGGAACAAAGAGCAGCCGAGUCACCUGGUGCACAGGAUAUCGGUGAUGGAGAGCAUGGUGUGGUUCCUAGGAUGUGAUGCACGUACCCUCUCCCUACCCUGCCCCCUUGCAACUCAGAUGUCAGGUGACCUUUCCUCUCGACUGCAGGGUAGGGGGUCUGGGAACGUGGUCAACCAGACACUGCCCAAGCCCCACAUAGUGCACACCAUCAGCCUCUGCAGCUUGCAUCAGCAGGCUCUGGCAGCAAGAUGCCAGUGCCUUGCUAAUUCCUGCCCGAGGCUGGGGAAACCUGCUCCAGCCCCCUGGCCCUUUGACCCUUCCCUACACAGUCGUCUCGCUCUUCCAGAGACCCGUUUUCAUGCCGGCUGCGCUGUCAGCCCCGGUGAGGUUUAUGUCGUACUCGCUGCCCUUCAGGCCCCCGUUCUGAUUGGCCGUGUUGAGGGGGAAGGAGCGCCUCUUAGUCUCUUUUUCCGCUGCGGCAUUGGCCUGGUGCUUGAGGUUGUCUCUGCUGGUGCUCCUCCGCUGGCCUUGGCUGAAGUCUGCCCCGUGGUGGUGGCCGCCGCUGCCGUCGCUCAAGUCGGACUGCGUCAGGGCCAACUCCAGGCUUGGGACCACCCCCUGGCGCCGAUUGUUCAGAGGGCUGUUCCGACUGCUUUGGUAGCUCUCCGAGUGGCUGGUGGGGAGGCUGCCGCUCUCGCUGGUCAGGUGCUCUGAGGAAGGCCCCCGCAGAGCCUUCAGGCGCUGCUGGUGUUUCCCUUCCCGAUACUGCUUAGUCCUGCUUUUGUGGUGUCUGCUGCGGCCGUGCAGGUUGUUGGCGUACCUGGCCGGCGGGGUGCUCUUGCUGUUGCAAGGCUCUGCGUCCUCAUAGCAGGCCGUCUGCGAAGGGCUGCCAUCCGCCUGGCCGAGGGCCACUUGCAGGUUGUUGAGUUUGCAAGGCCCCGGGGCGGAAUUGCUGCUGCUGGGGGAAGAGGAGGACUUGAUGGACUGAGCCGCCUCGGGGCUGCAGCCAAUGAAGACCUGGGAGCCGUCCUCCACUCCCACUCCUGGGUGCACAUAGGCUU